AUGGGGUUAUUCAGAAGUGUGGUUUUUCUCUUAGUCCUCCAGCUUCUGCAGGGGUCCGAUACUUCCCUCGUUCAGCUGAAUAACAACGGCUACGAAGGUGUUAUCAUUGCUAUAGACCCUGCUGUGCCAGAAGAUGGAAGAAUAAUAGAACAGAUAAAGGACAUGGUGACUGCAGCGUCUACUUACCUGUUUGAAGCCACAGAAAAAAGAUUCUUUUUCAAAAAUGUUUCAAUAUUAAUUCCUGAGAAUUGGAAGGAAAACUCUAAAUAUGAGAGGCCAAAACGUGAAAGCUAUGAACACGCUGAUGUUUUAGUUGCACCACCUACCCUCCCAGGUAAGGAUGAACCAUACACCAAGCAGUUCACUGCCUGUGGAGAGAAAGGAGAAUACAUUCAUCUCACCCCCAACUUUGUACUUGGAAAAAACGAAAGUGAAUAUGGACCAUCAGGGAGGUUGUUUGUCCACGAGUGGGCCCAUCUCCGCUGGGGAGUGUUUGACGAGUACAAUGAAGAUGAGCCUUACUACAGCGCCACGUCAAAAAAAAUUGAAGCAACAAGGUGUUCCACGGGUAUUACUGGUAUAAAUAGAGUUCAUACGUGUCAAGGAGACAGCUGUAUAACCAGAGAAUGCAAAAUUAAUUCUAAGACAAAACUGUAUGAAAAAGAUUGUCAAUUCUUCCCGGAGAAAGAUCAAACUGAAAAAGCAUCCAUAAUGUUUAUGCAAGCAAUUAAUUCUGUCGUUGAAUUCUGUAAGGAAAACAACCAUAACCGAGAGGCUCCAAGCCUACAAAACAAAAUGUGCAAUUCCAGAAGCACAUGGGAGGUGAUCAGCAAUUCUGAGGAUUUUAAAAACACAGCAUCUAUGGUGGAACCACCCCCUCCACCUGUCUUCUCAUUGCUGAAGAUCAGCCAAAGAAUUGUGUGCUUAGUUCUUGAUAAGUCUGGAAGCAUGGGGGGUUCUAAUCGGCUAAGUCGAAUGAAUCAAGCAGCAAAACAUUUCCUGCUUCAGAUCAUUGAGAAUGGAUCGUGGGUGGGGAUGGUGCACUUUGAUAGUACUGCCUAUAAAAAAAGUAGUUUAAUCCAAAUAAUAAGCAGCAACGAAAGAAACAAGCUCUUGGAGAGUUUACCUACAGCAGCUUCUGGAGGAACUUCCAUCUGUGCAGGAAUUAAAUCGGCAUUUCAGGUAAUUAGAGAAAUUUACCCCCAAAUAGAUGGAUCUGAAAUAGUGCUGCUGACCGAUGGGGAGGAUAACUCUGCAGGCAGUUGCCUGGAUGAAGUGAAACAAAGUGGGGCCAUCAUUCAUUUCAUUGCUUUGGGACCAUCUGCUGAUCAAGCAGUCAUAGAGAUGAGCACCACAACAGGAGGAAGCCAUCUUUUUGCUACAGAUGAAGCUGCGAACAACGGCCUCAUUGAUGCUUUCUCGGCCCUCGUGUCAGGAAAUGCUGAUCUCUCCCAGCAGUCUCUUCAG
Equus quagga is the source of this 1467-nucleotide messenger RNA. RefSeq names its product calcium-activated chloride channel regulator 4-like. The record is from RefSeq and is a predicted model, not a curated record. The transcript is spliced from 9 exons. Gene Ontology annotation, molecular function: intracellularly calcium-gated chloride channel activity. The annotation marks the transcript as partial. NCBI's taxonomy places the organism in Eukaryota, Metazoa, Chordata, Mammalia, Perissodactyla, Equidae.